UUAAAUUGAUAGCGUGAGUGCAGUACAUCUUAAAUUUAUUUUGGUGUUGAAUGAUUUCAUCAAUGGUUGAUGAUCUGGCAACCCUGGAGAAACGUGUCUUCCGCCGUAAUUUUGCGGGAAAAUUGAGCUAAAGAAAGUUAGCGUUCACCGCGAAUGUAAUUGUAGUUCUCUGAGUGACCCAGUGAGUAAUAAAGCGUUAGGAGAGGAGGAGACGCUAUGCGGACAUUAGAGGAGGUUCAGGCCACGAUACAGAUCGCGAAGCUGAAGGAAGAGGAUCUGCUCCCUGUAACACACUGUCUGUCUUUCAGCGACAAUGUGUCCUCCGGAGACUACUGCCUCAUGGAGCUGGACGAUACACUUUGUAAACACAUUGAAGCAGGAAAAAGUCUCACAAUCAGAGGCGAUAAAGAUGAGCACGCAGUUCUGUGCAGUGAAGACAAGACCUAUGACUUGAAAAUGGCGGACACGUCCAAUUUGCUGCUGUUUUUACCAGGAUGUAGGACUCCGGAGCAGCUCUCUGACACCGCGUCAGAAUCUAAACUAAUCCAUGCCCAGAUCUGGGGUUAUGCUAACAGUUACUGGGAGCUGAGACGCCAACGACCAAAGUUAAAGAAACUUAAGAAGCUGCUUAUGGAGAACCCCUAUGAUGGCCCACCGAUCGGUGCGCAGGAAGAGUCUCCAGGGCUCAUCAAGUACACUAUGGAGGACCUUUUGGAGAGAAUCCAAGGAAGCCAAGAGGAAAUCGAGGAUUACCUUCAAGAAAUUCACGCUUGUAAAAUAGAGGGAUAUUGGCGGAUUUUGGAUUUUGAUUACGAGCUGAAGCUCCUGGGUCAUGUGACUCAGCUGGUGGAUUCAGAGUCCUGGUCUUUCAGUAAAGUGCCUCUCAGUGUUUGUCUGGAGGAGUUGGUGCCUUUAGAGCCUAAGGCAAUGAUCGAGCACUGUCUUAACUGUUACGGAAGACGGUAUAACACGGAAGAUGGAGAGGUGAUGUAUGCGCUGGAUGAGGAUAAAGUGUGCAGGGCUAUGGCUCAAAUGUUGCUGCAGAACGCUGUUAAGUUCAACCUGUCCGAGUUUCGGGAAGUGUGGCAGCAGAGCAUCCCGGAGGGCAUGAACACAAGACUGGACCAGCUCAGUGGAUUAGCUCUGGUGGACUCCAGCUCAAGGCCGGAAACUAUCUCGCUGUUGCUAGUAGAGGACUUGCCUGAGGACACAAUGGAACGCUUUAACGCUCUUUUUGCUAUCAGGGAAAAGUGGACACAGCAGGACAUAGAGCCCUACAUACGGGAUCUGUGUGGAGAGAAGCAAACAGCCGGAGCUCUUCUGACCAAACACGCCCGCUCCUCCAUGCAGAACGGAGUAAAGGUCUAUAACUCAAGAAGACCAGUUGCAACAUAACAUGUUAUUUUUCCCUUUGUUGGUGUAAAACUCAAAGCACAUUUUUGUUCCCUCUGUGUUUGUCUUUUUACAUUUAAUGUCUCACCAAAAGUUAAUAAAUAUAUA
Clarias gariepinus (North African catfish) is the source of this 1500-nucleotide messenger RNA. RefSeq names its product DNA replication and sister chromatid cohesion 1 (gene dscc1). The coding region runs from base 217 to 1395 and encodes 392 amino acids. Gene Ontology annotation, biological process: maintenance of mitotic sister chromatid cohesion; mitotic sister chromatid cohesion. Lineage: Eukaryota; Metazoa; Chordata; Actinopteri; Siluriformes; Clariidae. The transcript has 9 exons. Gene Ontology annotation, cellular component: Ctf18 RFC-like complex; nucleus; chromosome, centromeric region. The record is from RefSeq and is a predicted model, not a curated record.